Panicum virgatum (switchgrass) is the source of this 1265-nucleotide messenger RNA. Its product is annotated as KH domain-containing protein SPIN1. Gene Ontology annotation, molecular function: mRNA binding. The record is from RefSeq and is a predicted model, not a curated record. The coding region runs from base 251 to 1144 and encodes 297 amino acids. Gene Ontology annotation, biological process: regulation of mRNA splicing, via spliceosome. Gene Ontology annotation, cellular component: nucleus. The transcript has 8 exons. Lineage: Eukaryota; Viridiplantae; Streptophyta; Magnoliopsida; Poales; Poaceae.
GAGAGAGAGAGAAGGGUUUCCAGAGCGGCAGCGGCUGCCUGCCAACCCCUCUUCCUCUCUCUCCUCCCCCUACGCUGCUUGCUGCCGCUGCAGGCUGCACCCUAAAGCAGCGAGCCUUUUUACCUCUCUUCCUACCACCCCACACCGCACACACCAUCUCCUCGCCUCGCCUCCACUUCUUGGCUGCGUAUCUCUCUCAAUCACCUCACCUCCUCCUCGAUUGCAACCCUCACUCUCCAGAGCCGCCGCCAUGUCGGGGCUCUACAGCCAGGGGUUCUCCCCUGCGCGAAACCUCUCCCCUCAGAUUAGAAGCAAUCCAGAUGUUGAUAGUCAGUACUUAGCCGAGUUGCUCGCCGAACACCAGAAGCUGGGGCCUUUCAUGCAGGUGUUGCCUAUAUGCAACAAGUUGUUGAGUCAAGAGAUUAUGCGGGUAUCAAGCAUUGUCCACAACCAUGGAUUUGGCGAUUUCGACAGGCAUCGAUUUAGAAGUCCUAGUCCAAUGUCUUCUCCAAACCCCAGAUCUAAUCUCCCUGGCAAUGGGUUCAGUCCUUGGAGCGGAUUACAAGAGAGAUUAGGUUUUCCUCAAGGAACCAGUAUGGACUGGCAAGGAGCACCACCAAGUCCUAGCUCGCAUGUUGUAAAGAAGAUUCUUCGUCUGGACGUCCCAGUUGAUUCUUAUCCGAAUUUCAAUUUUGUGGGGCGCAUUUUAGGACCUAGAGGUAAUUCUCUAAAGCGGGUAGAAGCAUCCACUGGAUGUCGUGUUUUCAUUAGAGGAAAGGGUUCCAUCAAAGAUCCAGGGAAGGAGGACAAACUACGAGGAAAACCAGGCUAUGAGCACCUGAGUGAUCCGCUGCAUAUCUUGAUUGAGGCUGAGUUCCCUGCUAGUAUCAUCGAUGCAAGGUUGAGACAUGCACAGGAGAUUAUAGAAGAAUUGCUAAAACCCGUGGAUGAGUCCCAAGAUUUCUACAAAAGGCAACAGCUCAGGGAGCUGGCAAUGCUAAAUUCAACCCUGAGAGAGGACAGCCCUCAUCCUGGGAGCGUCUCUCCAUUCAGCAACGGUGGUAUGAAACGCGCAAAAACAGAUACAAGGCGCAAGGGCACUCUAUCUACAUCAAUGACUACGCGCAGAUACGGAGCAAGGUAACUCAGAAGCAGAACUACAGUGUACAUGGCGAAUGCAGAAUCAAGAAGUAGAAUAGCGAAUGCAGAACCAAGCAAGAAGUGACAUAGCAAAUGCAUAACCAAGAAGCAAAUUAGCAAAUGCA